AUAACAAGGUUGUCCCCAAGUUUUAUUCACAGAGCUUCGCACACAGUAAUGAUGAAGCUAUUGCCAUGGCGCCGUUUAACCAUCCAUUCCAAAAUCGCCAAUAUUCCUUCUCCUUUAUCUUUCAACAAAACUUACCGUUUCCUAUUCCACUCUCAGCCAGGUGAAGAAGAUAUCUUCGACCCUCCAUUUUCUCCCACCUUAAACCCCCAUAAACCCAAGAAAAAGAAAAACGGACAAAAACAAGAGAACGCUUCAUGUAUUGAAGAUUGUGAAAAAGCUCAGGACUUUACUGUUAAUUAUGACUUGCCCUUUGAUUUUCGCUACUCUUACUCUGAGACCAACCCGGCGGUUGAGCCUAUUGCUUUCCGCGAACCGCCCCGGUUCUCUCCGUUUGGCCCGGGACGGCUUGAUAGAAAAUGGACCGGGACUUCAGCUCCGCGUCUACAGCCGGUGGAUUUGGAGAAAGUGGCUGAGGACCGGCGUCGGGUUCUCGGAGAACCGCUCUCUGAGGAAGAAACUGCGGAGCUGGUCGAGAAGUAUCGUCACAAUGAUUGUUCUCGCCAAAUUAAUUUGGGACGUGGUGGAGUUACGCACAAUAUGCUGGAAGACAUCCAUAGCCAUUGGAAGAGGGCUGAAGCUAUAAGGAUUAAGUGCUUAGGGGUGCCAACUCUUGACAUGGAUAACGUAUGCUCCCAUCUCAAGGACAAAUCAGGUGGAGAAGUUGUCUAUCGCCAUAUCAAUAUCUUACUCUUAUAUCGUGGUCGAAAUUAUGAUCCCAAAAGUAGACCUACUGUUCCUGUGAUGCUGUGGAAGCCUUUGGCUCCAAUAUAUCCAAAGCUUGUGAAGAAUGUUGCUGAUGGCCUGACAUUUGAAGAAACGAAGGCAAUGAGGAACAAAGGGCUCAAUGCUCCUCCUUUAACGAAACUCAGCAGAAAUGGAGUGUAUGUGAAUGUGGUGGACAAAGUUAGAGCGGCGUUUGAAACAGAAGAAGUCGUUAGAUUAGAUUGUACCCAUGUGGGUACAAGCGACUGCAAAAGAAUCGGUGUUAAAUUACGGGAUCUGGUACCAUGUGUUCCUAUCUUGUUCAAAGAUGAGCAGAUUAUUCUCUGGAGAGGCAAAAAAGAUGAAGUACAGAACUCCGGCUCUUGAAUGGAACUUAAGCUCACAGAUGUAUUUUGAAAUUUCGAGCUUCUAUCUCAGAGCAACGCAUUCACAAUCUUCAUUUGGAAAAUGAAUCUGGGGAGGCUUCUCGACUGUUGCUUGAACUUGUUAAUAGAGCUGGCCAUUAUGUUUGAUGACAUUAUCCUGGGUUCUCUUAUUGAUAGGUUUUUGGACUUGUGCUAAAUUAGGCAGCUCAGAUCACACAUUACUCUAGUUGUAAUUGAUAGAUUAAUUGAUAGAUGCCAUUGCCAAGGAAAUGCAAGUAGGGACUAGUGGCUGUAAUUAAUUCAAUACCAGUCCUCUUUCAACAGACGAAAAUUAGUGAAAUCUUGUAAUUGAUAGAUUAAUACUCUAGUUACAUGUAAUGUUCAUGCUAAAGCUUCUGAAAUAGAUGUUUUCUGCAGAGUAAUUUAGUGAAAGAAACAAUGUUGAUUGAAA
Nicotiana attenuata is the source of this 1599-nucleotide messenger RNA. Its product is annotated as CRS2-associated factor 2, mitochondrial. The transcript has 5 exons. Bases 49 to 1149 code for a protein of 366 amino acids. Gene Ontology annotation, biological process: Group II intron splicing. Gene Ontology annotation, molecular function: RNA binding. The record is from RefSeq and is a predicted model, not a curated record. NCBI's taxonomy places the organism in Eukaryota, Viridiplantae, Streptophyta, Magnoliopsida, Solanales, Solanaceae.